AUGAAAUCUUCAUCAUUUGCCAAUGUCGUUCUGGAUGGCCCACUGCAAGACAUCCAUUCUUCAUCGGACAGAAGCAAUCACGGUACGAGUCAUCAUCAUAGGAAUAAUGAACUAGUUGAAUUACAAAACAUCAAAAGAGAAGGUGACGAUAUAGAUAUAUCAGUGGCACAGUAUGAAGUUGAUGACGGUCAAGAUAACGUUAAUGAAGUUAAAAGUGAAAAUGUCGACAAUCCUUUGACCAGCGAGACAUACGGGAUAGCAUCCCAGAAUAAUCAAAACACUGAACUCCGCCGUCGUCGUCAAAGUACUGGACAUUUUUCUCAUCGUGCAGUAGAGGACACCACUACUUCAGCAAUGUACGGAAGUGAACUUAAUCCAAAUACGAUACCUGACGGCGGUAAGCAAGCCAACUUAGUGUUGUUUGGUUCGUUUAUGGGGCUCAUUGCUGAUUUUGGAAUUCCCAAUUCCUUGGGUGCCAUUGAGUCGUACGUUUCUACCAAUCAACUUCGAGGUGUUUCCAAAGCAGAUAUAGGUUGGGUUUUUUCUCUUCAUCUAUGUGUAAUGUACCUUGGAGGAGUUUUUUUUGGUGAAGUAUUCGACCGAUAUGGAGCGAGGAAGCCCUUGAUAGCAGGAACAAUAUUGAUGUGUGCCGGAUUAUUUUGUACUGCUGAAUGCCAGGAGUUGUAUCAGUUUAUAUUAAGUUUUGCCAUAUUGACUGCAUUGGGUACAUCUUUAGCUAUGAGUCCGCUUAUAGGAGUAUUGAGUCAUUGGUUUUUGAAAAAGAGGGCUUUGGCAUCUCUGAUUGCUACAAUUGGUGGAUUAUUAGGUGCAAGUUGCUUUUCUAUAAUGUUGCAACAGUUGUAUGACAAAAUUGGAUUCAAAAAUGCCAUAAGAGUAUUGGCGUGUAUUUGUUUUGGCUGUAUGCUUGUUUCAAUCUGUUUGGUGAAGGAAAGAAGAGGUAUGAUGGGGCAAGAGGGAGUACAGGCAGAAGAAGAGGGUGGAAUGGAUGGGCGAGGGGGUGAUUUCGAAAUGGGAAGUUUGUCUGCAUUGAGAAACACAACAGAAGAUGUAGAUCGUGAAGGAAUAGUAGCUGAUCAAGUAGAAGAGGAAGAAGGAGAGGAAGGAGAAGAAGGAGAGGAAGAGCACGGGGGAGAUGUAGUAGAAUUAGAAUCAGGGGAACAAAACGAGCGGAAGAAGACAAAGGGUGGAGAUAAAGAUGCUCAAGAACCUGUAUGGAGCAAAGUUGGUCAUUUCUUUAAGGAGACUUUGGAUGUAUCGAUAUGGAAAGCAAAGAGGUUUAUUUUACUCACGCUUGCUGUUUUUCUCGCGGAAGUUGUUUCGAUGACCACAUUAACAUACUUGGGAUCCUAUGCAUUGGUGCAUGAUGUUGAUGAAAGGUCUUCCUACUUGUUGUUAACUAUCAUUAAUGUAUGUGGCAUACCAUCGAGACUUUUGUCUGGUAUGAUUGCUGAUAAGUAUGGCAGGUUCAAUGUGAUGAUUGUGACUUCGAUCCUUACUACAAUUUUUAUAUUUGCAUUGUGGUAUCCAGCACAGCAUGUGACCUUACUUUAUGUGUUUGGUAUAUUUUUUGGUAUCUCGACGUCGGCUGUGCUUGCACUCAUCCCAGCAUGUGCGGGACAGAUUUGUUCUCUGGAACAAUUUGGGAAAGUGUAUGGUAACAUUUACUUUUUUCUUGGGUGGUUGACAUUAUUGGGAAUGUAUUUUGCCUCAUUGAUAAUAGGCAAUGGCUCGAAAAGUAAUUAUAGUGCAUUUGUGUUGUUUGAAGGUGGGCUAAGUACCAUGUCUAUAAUUAUGUGGGUAUUUGCGAGAUCAACAUCUGUUGGUUGGCGCUGGAGCAAAUUUUAG
This is a messenger RNA of Lodderomyces elongisporus, 1866 nucleotides long. RefSeq lists its product as uncharacterized. Gene Ontology annotation, cellular component: membrane. The coding region runs from base 1 to 1866 and encodes 621 amino acids. Gene Ontology annotation, molecular function: transmembrane transporter activity. Gene Ontology annotation, biological process: transmembrane transport. The record is from RefSeq and is a predicted model, not a curated record. Lineage: Eukaryota; Fungi; Ascomycota; Pichiomycetes; Serinales; Debaryomycetaceae. The transcript has a single exon.